CCUUUCAAGCACAGGUAGAAAGGCGAGGCUUGGUUCGUGCUUUGCGCGCCUUCCUUGGUCUGCUUGAUCGCCUCGGUCCAGACCAAAACAUUCAUGUUGAUCGGGUACGGUCCUACCUACCUACAAAGAGCCGCUGGGAGUGUUAAGUUAUACCUGUAUUUUUGGAAAAGAUCGUCGUAGCUGUCUUGGAAGAAUAUCAACAAAGAGGUGAUUUCCAAUUCAGCAUGUGGUAAAAACCGAAGUUAUACCCUAGAAACAAUCGAGAUCAUGUAUGCCGAUGAUGAUAAUGAUUCUUAUCAUGAGGCCACCGAGGGAAGGGAUGGAAUUCGAGAUGACAAUAGAACGGCCACAGGAACGGUGAAAUCCUAUAGAAAAACACCCUUCGCGUCCAAAUACACAUCCAGAGCCACUUUAAAUCGAGGUGAGAAUGCCUUUUCCCCCGUGGUCCCCAUUGAUCCCAGACAAGCAAUCGAAGAUGAGCAUCGACUAUUGCUCCACGAGCUCUUUGCCAGACUUAUCACCGAUCCUCAAAUGGGCCUUAGCCAUGUUCAGGCCACAGCCAAUCUGGAGCUUCAUGGUCCAAAUGAUAUUGGCACCAUACUGGAAGUACCAGCUUGGGUCCGCUUCUCCAAAUCGCUCUUUGGCGGAUCAUCGAUCAUCCUUUGGAUGGGAGUGGUCCUGAGCUUCGCUAAUUAUUCUAUCGAGGUCGGCAAACAAGAAUAUCCACCAGUUGAAAACGUAGUUCUGGGUGUGGCAUUACUGAUAGUUAUUUCAAUCACUGGAAUACUCUCAUUUAUCCAAGAAACCAAGAGCGCGUCUUUAAUUCGUCAUCGGGAGGCUGUAAUGCCCGAGACUUCCAAGGUCAUCAGAGAGGGCGAAGAGCAAGAGGUGGCCUCAGAUGAGCUCGUAAUAGGUGAUAUCAUUCUGUUGGGCAUUGGCGAACGGAUUCCAGCGGACUGUCGGGUGCUGGAAUCGAAUAGCUUCAUGGUUGACAAUGCAUCGCUCACCGGAGAGUCUGAGCCUCUUGAGCGGGAUAUUCAUUGUACAAACGAUGAUCUCUUACUAACGAAAAACAUGAUUUUUCGAAAUACUUACGCCGUUCAAGGAAAUUGUAAAGCUGUGGUGAUCCGAACCGGACUGAACACCAUUGUGGGUAGGAUGACUGAAAUGACGGCCGCCAAUCCAAAAGAGGCUACGUUAAUCUCCCGUGAAUUGGCAUCUUUCAUCCACCUCGCAACUGGGGUUGGGAUCUACAUGGGAGUGUUUUUCUUCAUCAUUUCCUUUCUCUUGGGCUACUUCUGGAUUGACUCCAUCCUAUUCCUGAUCGGAAUCAUUGUUGCCAAUGUUCCCGAAGGUUUGUUGGCAGUUGUCACCAUCAGUUUGAGUGUCACCGCCAAGAGGUUAAUGCGGAGAAAUUGCAUCGUCAAGAAUCUGGAAACCAUUGAAACUUUGGGAGCGACCUCCAUUAUUCUCUGCGACAAAACUGGCACAUUGACCCGAAACAUGGCCACGGUUGCUCACGUUUGGUUCGACAACGAAAUCGGUGAAGUUGAUACGGGGACAGACGAUCGUCCUGCCGUGUCCUUUGACCUCCAAUCAUCAGCAUGGAAAAAUAUGGCACGUAUCGCUGUACUUUGCAACCGAGCAGAGUUUGUCGGCGCUGGAGGAGACGAUCGUGAGGUGUUGGGAACUGCCAUUGAUUCGGCAUUGCUCAGGAACAUUGAGGCUGUGGAGGGGCAAAGUGGUACCUUCAGAAGUUUACAUCCCAAAGUGUGCGAGAUUCCCUUCAAUCCCAUCAUCAAAUUCCAAUUGAGCAUUCAUGAAUGCCAUGAUUAUCAACAAAAGGGUUACCUUGUCACUUUAGUCGGUGAUCCGGAGGCCAUUUUAAACCGGUGCUCCUCUGCGUAUGUCAACGGUCAAGAACGGUCAAUCGGGGAUGAUUAUAUCGCGGCAUUCCGAUAUGCCUGCACGGAAUUGGGAGGUCUGGGGGAGAGAUUAGUGGCCUUGGCUGACAGCAGACUUUCCCCUCAAAAGUAUCCCCCUGGGUUUGCCUUUGAUUCAAAUAACAUCAACUUCCCACUAACUGGAUUCCGUUUGAUUGGUAUCAUGUCGUUGAUCGAUCCACCUCGAGCGAGUGUACCAGAUUCUAUAGCCAAAUGCCAGGCUGCUGGUAUCAAAGUUAUCAUGAUGACCGGGGACCACCCUAGUACCGCUAAAGCUAUCGCCAAAUCAGUGGGAAUUUUGUCCUUGGAUCAAGACCCGUUGGAGAAAAAUACCCUCAUGAACAACUCAGAGUCUUGUUUAAUCACAGGCGAAGAGAUGCAAGAAAUGAGUCCAGAGGAACUGGAAAACGCACUCAUGCAUCAUCAUGAAAUAAUUUUAGCGGGUUUGUCUUCUGAACAAAAGCUGGACGUGGUAGAAGCAUGUCAACGUCUGGGUGCCAUCGUUGCAGUCACUGGAGAUGGAGUAAAUGAUGCGGCAGCUCUAAGAAAAGCGGACGUGGGCAUUGCCAUGGGCCCAGGUGGAACUGAUAUUGCUAAAGAUGCUGCUGAUGUUAUUCUAAUGGAUAAUAACUUCUCUUCGAUCGUCAUUGCCAUUGAGGAAGGGCGAAUAAUGUUUGACAACUUGAGGAAAAUGUUCUUUUACACUCUUGCUUCUAACAUGGGUGAAUUGGUGCCAUUCGUCAUGUUCCUGUUCGCUCAAAUUCCUUUACCCUUAGGUGUUUUAGCUGUCCUCUGUAUUGAUCUUGGAACGGAUCUUCUUCCGGGGAUCAGUUUGGCGUUUGAAGAGGAGGAGACUAUGUACGAGGCCAUGAAAAGAGGCCCGAGAAAUCCCAUUUCAGAUGGAAUUGUUACCGAAACGAUGAUCUUCACCUCGUAUGGACAUGUGGGUUUGAUCCAAGGAGCUGCAGGAUUGUUCACAUAUUGCGUGAUCAUGGCUGAAAAUGGAUUUUGGCCCAGCAACUUGGUUGGCAUAAGAACAGAAUGGGAUUCAAGAGCUAUCAACGACUUAAAGGACACUUACGGCCAGGAAUGGACCUACGAGGAUCGCAAGAAUUUGGAAUAUUCUUGCCACGCCGGCGUUUUCUUCUCGAUUGUGGCAAUGCAAUGGAUCACCUUAAUCAUCAGUCGUACUCGCAAGCUAUCUAUCUUCCAGCGUGGAAUGGGCAAUUGGGUGGCCAAUUUUUCUAUUUUUUUCGAGACCUGUUUAGCGUUUCUCUUGAUCUACAUGCCAGGGUUGAAUCAGGGUCUUCAACUCCAAUAUUUGUUUCCUCUAUCGUGGUUUCCACCUCUACCAUUCCUCAUCAUAUUAUUUGUGUACGAAGAAAUGAAGAAGGCUUACGUCCGAAAACACGCAAACACAUGGAUUGAGCAUGAGACUUGUAUAUGAGUUCAUGAAGAUAAGAAGAUCUGUAUGUAAAUAUAAUAUGUUUUCCUUGUAUUUUUACAAAUAACAUUUUUCGAUACAACGACAUUGGAAAAAUGCUUAAUAAACGUUCGCCAAGACAAA
Molecule: messenger RNA, 3510 nt
Organism: Tigriopus californicus
Lineage: Eukaryota; Metazoa; Arthropoda; Copepoda; Harpacticoida; Harpacticidae
Product: sodium/potassium-transporting ATPase subunit alpha-B-like
Exons: 1
Coding region: 268-3390 (1040 amino acids)
Biological process (GO): proton transmembrane transport; sodium ion export across plasma membrane; potassium ion import across plasma membrane
Cellular component (GO): membrane
Molecular function (GO): P-type sodium:potassium-exchanging transporter activity; ATP hydrolysis activity; ATP binding
Source: RefSeq, a predicted model, not a curated record